AUGGGUGCGCACUUGCCGUCGGCGAAGGCCAUGUGCCGCGGUCUACUCUAUGUUACGGUCUUUGCCCUCUUGUUUGAGGUUUGCCAGGCGCGAGGCAGAGAUCAUAAGAAGCGCGACAGUAGCUCUCAGGCUCUGACUACUCCGAUCACUCCGGAUGGGACUAUAUUCUCGCUGUCUGCUUCUGAGCGCAAAGGAGAACGGGUCGUCACUAGUGUCAUCACCACCUACAUCCUCGUCACCCUUCCUUGUGGCGUCUCGGAGCUCCCUUCUUCUCCCACUCACCAACCCAUCACUAUAUCUACUUUGAACAGCUCCGAAACCAAAAGAGGUACCAGGAACAGUCUUGCUCAACCUUGGAACACCACCGCUGUUAGCACUGAUGGCGCUUCUAGCCUUACCAACUGGAACAACACUGCUGGAGGCUCUAUUGUUUCAACUAGCAUCUUCAAUGGAAUCACUACGGCUAUUGGUGUUGGGGACUCGACUACUAUCUCUCCUCAGAACGGGUCCGCUACACGCUCUGGAGUCACAUCUAACUUCACAAAUGCAAACACCACCGUUGCAAGUCCCGUCAUCUCGGUUCCACUGACCAGCUCAUCAUCAAAGCUGGACCAGGACAGUCAGCUGACUGAAGGAAGUCAGUCGACCAGCAAGAAAAAUGAGCCCUCCACUUCCGCCGUGCAGGUAUCUUUGUCCGGAGGUGGUACAGCCCAGACCUCUCGUGUCACCACAUUCCCUGGUCAAGACAUGACCUCAACCACCAAUACUCAGUCCUUCGGAAUCUCAGGUAGCACCGAAGCUGCGGGAAAAAGCUCGUCUUUGUCUUUCACCACUGCAAAAGAUUCGACUACCACGGACUUGUCCCACACAAUCGCUUCAGGCACCUCUGACAUUGAUCGCGAUAUCCCAACUUCCUCUAUGCCCGUGUCCAUUUAUAGCGGCGUAAGCACUCAGAAACCAACUAUUCCAGCUACCACUAAGGGCGAUGACGAGGUAUCAUCUAAAGCUUCUGAGGAUUCUGAUCCCAACGAGAACAAGCCGACAAAGGCCCCAAAAGACGACGACGACAGAACGUCUACUAGGAAAAGCGAUGAUGAUAAUGGCAUCAAGUCAACUACUCGUACGGAGAGUAACGAAGAGAAGUCAACGAUGGCUUCUUCGAGCAUCACACAGCUCAGUGGUGCGUCGUCGACCAACAAAGCCUCAUCUACUGGACAGUCAGUGUCUCCGAUAUCAACUGCUGAGUCUGCAAGCAGUGGGACAACCGGCCCCAGCUCUACGUCCUCGUCAAGAUCGUCUGAGAGUGAAGAGUAUGGCACCGUCUUUAUGACUGCUACAAUAAAACCUCCCCCUGGUAUCGAUGUCAAGACCAUGGUCACCUGGACUUCCACUGAGGUAACGAAGACGACGACUCGAAAUGGCAUCGCCUGGCCCACCAUCUUUCCCGUGUGGUUCUGCGGUGGGGGACAGUUGCUCUGCGCGCCCAAGUGCCUCAUCCCCUUCCUCUCUUGCGGAGGCAUAGAUAUUCCUGGGCCUCUCGGAUUUCCUUGGGCUAAGCCUCCCCCAAAGAAGCCAAAGGGCAAGCCUCGCAAGGUCAGGCCUGAUGACCCUACUGACCCUGAGGACCCCGAGGAUGACCCGGAGCCCUCUGAGACCCCGACAUCCACUACAUCAUCCGAGACUUCCUGCACUGCAAGCACAACCGUCUCGCCUCAUUGUGAUCAGCACUGUUUUGUUCGCCCAGUAACAACAAUCGGUUCGUUGACAAGCUUUACGACCACGUGCAACACGGCCACCUGCAAGCCUACCGUUGUCUGCAGCAGGACACUUGACACUACCACAACGACUACUCUCACUACGCAACCCGCUACGCCGACCCCUGUGGAGCACUUCUGCGGCGACAAAGAAUCACCAUGUUUGAACUGUGGCAAGAGCUCACAAGGCAAAACCCUCGUCGCCCGUCAGCAUGGAUUCAUACCGUGGAACCCUGCCCCCGAUCCCGAACUUCUCAACGGCCCGCAAGGACUUACACGGCCCGAUACCUGGCCUCAGGGCCCCCAGAACUGGUGGGAUCGCAUGUGGAAGUAUGUUUACCACUAUUGUGAUGGGCUCACGGCUCCACGCCUUACCCUGGAUGGAGAGAAACUUGAGAUGGGUUACUCGACCAUGCAUGCCGAUGUCUUUGGAGACCAAGCGCUGGCUGGCGCCACUGGUCCGUUUUGGGGCUGUAGCGGUAUCAUAAUCAUUACCAAAAGAGGCAUCUACACUAGUCACGUAUGGGAAAUUCCCAAUUUCCACAAGGGAACCCACAAACCUACCGCUUUUGAUUGGGACGCCGAGUUCGAGGAAGGCCUCUUGCAGUUCUUGAAGCGAGGCUCCGGUGAUCGCAUUGGCGGCUACAAAGGUAUCGAGCAGCUCAAACGAGACACUCCGAUUUUUGACAACAUCGUGGAAGAUACACUAGCAGUCAUUUUACAUGUCCCUUCUGCGAUGACCUUUGCUGGUAGCUCGCAGAUCCCCCCGAACUAUGGCGAUUUUGACCCAAGACACGCUGGACUCGUCGACCAAUGGACAGACUUCAUUGCGAAAGAUCUCGGAUUCCCACGGGAGAAGAUCAGAAAGAACAUCUACGUCAAGGGACCCUCGUACUGGCCUGCCUACGUCGAGGAGAAGCGACCUCUGAACCCUAUGGACAUGUACCAACCCCCGUACGGCCUCUUGCAUUGGCAGUACCAUCCUUCUCACGUGGUCAAGACACUCCCCGACGGUACGGAGGUCCGUAAGCCUACUAUCCGCGUUUGGUAUGAGAAGUUCUUGGUGUUCGAGGAGUCGUGGUGCCUUCCAGGUGCCGUAGCAACUCGCGACAAGAACGGCAGCGGAUCGUGCCCAAUGCCUUCUGCCCCAGCGAGAGACUCAUCUGUGGCUUCUGGUGGUUCAGCAUCCGCUUCUGCUUCUGCCUCUAGUGGCUCAGGGUCAAUAAAUACCUCUGCGAUUAUUAUCCCAGGCUCCUCUGGCAACAGUAUCGGAUCCAACGGCGCCUCCACUAGCAUGUCCACGGCCUCACCACCAGUCAUCCUACCUAACACUUCUUCUCAACAGGCAGUGUUGUCAUCGUCCAAGGGCAAAGCUACAGCUUGGGUCACAGCCACCGCUGAAGUGACAGUCACCAGUUGGAAGGACCCAGCCCCAACUACAGUUGCGGAAAUCCCCAGUGUCAUGGAAGGCGGCCCGGUUAUAUCCAGGGUCCCGCUUAGUGAGGUAUCGAACCCCCUGCCAACCCCCAGCUACGCCCCUUCCAAGCGCAUCGUCCGGAUCUCCCAAGACAUGUCCUUUGGCGAUAACAAGACAAAUCACACGGCCGUCAUCACUGUCUAUGAGAUCUCCGGAAGUAAGGAGACAAUCCUUGUCAGCGAGCGCCUUAGCAAGGAUGGAGGUCCCGUUGAUCUGCCUAGCCGGAUUACGGUUGAGGACCAGUACGGUGGUAGUCUCGACGUCAACUUUGUGAGGCAGAUAUAUCAGAUUGAGUUCGAAUCCAAGAGACGUGGCAGAAUCCAGAAGUGGUCCUUGAUGAACAUCAAGGAUAAGAACAAUCUGGAUAAUUCUUAUUGCAAUGUUCGCAGUGUCACUCCAGGCGAGGGGGUUCUGAAGCGAUCCGUGGACUGCUUUUACAACACCUAA
This is a messenger RNA of Colletotrichum spaethianum, 3678 nucleotides long. RefSeq lists its product as uncharacterized. The transcript has 5 exons. NCBI's taxonomy places the organism in Eukaryota, Fungi, Ascomycota, Sordariomycetes, Glomerellales, Glomerellaceae. The coding region runs from base 1 to 3678 and encodes 1225 amino acids. The record is from RefSeq and is a predicted model, not a curated record.